Pteronotus mesoamericanus is the source of this 1290-nucleotide messenger RNA. It is a transcript of the gene PPP1R3D, whose product is annotated as protein phosphatase 1 regulatory subunit 3D. Gene Ontology annotation, molecular function: protein phosphatase 1 binding; glycogen binding. The transcript has a single exon. Lineage: Eukaryota; Metazoa; Chordata; Mammalia; Chiroptera; Mormoopidae. Gene Ontology annotation, biological process: regulation of glycogen biosynthetic process. Gene Ontology annotation, cellular component: protein phosphatase type 1 complex. The record is from RefSeq and is a predicted model, not a curated record. The coding region runs from base 2 to 901 and encodes 299 amino acids.
CAUGUCCACAGGCUCGGGCUCCGCGGUCCUGCCCCGUGCCCUGGGGUCUCGGAAGAUCGCCCUACGGAGCCUUAGCAGCCUCUCGGACUUGGACGGCCGCGCGGUCCCGGAGCGGCGGCUUUGCCGGCCCCCCGGGAGCCCAGGGCGAGCGCCGCCGCCGCCGUCCGCACCGUCAGGCUGCGACCCCAGCCUGCGGCCCAUCAUCCUGCGGCGGGCGCACUCGCUUCCCAGUUCGCCCGAGCGCCGCCAGAAGACCGCGGGCGCCCCGGGCUCUGGGUGCCGGCCGGGCUGCAGCCGGCAGCACCGCGUGCGCUUCGCCGAUGCACUGGGCCUGGAGCUGGCUCAGGUCAAGGUGUUCAAUGCGGGCGACGACCCGUCGGUGCCACUGCACGUGCUGUCGCGGCUCGCCAUCAACUCAGAUCUGUGCUGCAGCAGCCAGGACCUGGAGUUCACCCUGCGGUGCCUGGUGCCCGACUUCCUGCCGCCCAUCGAGGCCCCCGACUUCGGCGAGCGCCUGGGGCGGCAGCUCGUGUGCCUGGAGCGCGUCACCUGCUCAGACCUGGGCGUCAGCGGCACGGUGCGCGUGCGCAACCUGGCCUUCGAGAAGCAGGUGGUGGUCCGCUAUACCUUUUCCGAGUGGCGCAGCGUGCACGAGGCGGUGGCCAGGUGGCGCGGACCCGCGGGCUCCCAGGGCACCGAGGACGUCUUCGCCUUUGGCUUCCCAGUGCCGCCCUUCCUGCUGGCGCUAGGCUCCCGCGUGCACUUCGCGCUGCGCUACCGCGUGGCCGGCGCCGAGUACUGGGACAACCACGACGGCCGCGACUACAGCCUCACCUGCCGCAACCACGAGCUGCACAUGCCCCGCGGAGAGUGCGAGGAGAGCUGGAUCCACUUCAUCUGAGCCGCGGGGCCAGGGACCUGGCGCCUCCGCCCCCAAGCCCCACCUGCGGGGGCUCUUCUGGAAGAGGCCGUUGCUCUGCCCGACACUCCAUCCCCAAACCGAAGCCUGACCUCACGUCCUGCUGCAAGGUCCCUUGGCAGGGGCGAUCCCACCAUCUACUUGAAAUGUGUCACUUGGUGUAAAUAGUAGCCUCAGGUGGCCAGAAGGCCGGGUGCGUAACAUGCUGGGGGCGGUGCGGGUGGCCGCUGCGUGGGAGUGACGCGCCCGCUGGGAGCGGCUGUGGCUGGGUGUCGGGGAGAGGCCCGCCGCCCUGGGCCAGCAAGGCCGGCGCUUUUGCACGGGUCGCGAUUGGGUGUCUGUGAACGUGAUAUUUAUUGUCAUUGUGAAGC